GUGAGUGUGUCACAGCUGGAAAGUCAGAGUUUCGUAGUUUCAGUGUUGUCUGUUGGGUUCUUUCUGUGUUAGUGGUAUUGCACUGGAACAACGCAGAGGGAGAAAAUGCAAGCAUCAAUUGCAUGCUCUCCACGUUCAAAUGGGUUUCUCAAAGUCAAAGUGCAAUCACACACCAACCUUGUUCCAGCAAUCGUGUCCUUCAAACCUAACUCUAUUUUGAGUCGAACCAAAUCAUCUUCUCAACUCACAACAGGAUGCAAAUUUCAACCUCAAACAUUGCUAAACCCUUCCACAUCAAAAUCACUCAUUUUCUACAGCUCUAACCUUGGACCACUUCGGUGCGGCAUUUCGUCGAACGGGUACGGCGCAAAUGAAGGUAGGAGUCUUCGGGAGUGGGUUGAGUUGGCUGGUGAGGCCCUAUCAACAGCAUUUCCAUUGUGGGUAACAGUUGGGUGCGUGUUGGGGUUGGUGAAACCGAGUUCCUUCAAUUGGGUCACUCCCAAAUUGAGCAUUGUGGGCCUCACCAUCAUCAUGCUUGGAAUGGGUAUGACUCUCACUCUUGAUGAUCUUCGUGGGGCUCUUGCUAUGCCUAAGGAAGUCCUCUCUGGUUUUGCCCUUCAAUAUUCGGUUAUGCCUAUAUCUGGAUUUCUUAUAAGCAAAUUCUUAAAUCUCCCAUCACAUUAUGCAGCAGGUUUAAUAUUAGUUGGGUGCUGUCCUGGAGGCACAGCUAGUAAUAUUGUUACAUAUCUUGCACGUGGAAAUGUGGCACUUUCUGUGAUAAUGACAGCUGCAAGCACUCUAUCUGCAGUGGUCAUGACUCCUCUUCUGACAGCCAAACUUGCUGGUAAAUAUGUAGCUGUGGAUGCAGCUGGCUUAUUGAUUUCAACAUUGCAAGUUGUGCUUUUGCCUGUCUUGGCUGGUGCAUUUCUGAAUCAGUAUUUCCAACCUCUUGUUAAAUUUGUCUCUCCUUUGAUGCCGCCCAUGGCUGUUGCAACUGUGGCAAUUUUAUGUGGAAAUGCAAUUGCCCAGAGUUCUUCAGCAAUCCUUAUGUCUGGUGGACAAGUAAUUUUAGCGUCCUCCCUUCUUCAUGCUUGUGGGUUUUUCUUUGGUUACGUAUUUGCAAGAAUGCUUGGGCUAGAUGUAUCAUCAUCACGAACCGUAUCCAUUGAAGUUGGUAUGCAGAACUCAGUUCUAGGGGUUGUUCUGGCUACUCAGCACUUUGGAGAUCCCCUAACUACAGUACCUUGUGCUGUUUCAAGUGUGUGUCACUCAAUCUUUGGUAGUAUCCUUGCAGGAAUUUGGAGACGCUCUGUGCCUGCUGAGAUGAAGGACUGAAAAUAUCUAGCUGGAUGAGCUUUUGCAUGUAACUAGGAUUGUUUCAUUGUUGAAUGAAAUGCACUUUUGAAAACUUUUUUAUAUAGAGAUUAAAUUGAAAAUAAGUGUUUAACAAUGUCU
Molecule: messenger RNA, 1455 nt
Organism: Gastrolobium bilobum
Lineage: Eukaryota; Viridiplantae; Streptophyta; Magnoliopsida; Fabales; Fabaceae
Product: probable sodium/metabolite cotransporter BASS1, chloroplastic
Exons: 7
Coding region: 106-1335 (409 amino acids)
Cellular component (GO): membrane
Source: RefSeq, a predicted model, not a curated record